Messenger RNA from Cyphomyrmex costatus, 3209 nucleotides. It is a transcript of the gene Cals, whose product is annotated as calsyntenin 1. Gene Ontology annotation, cellular component: cell surface; postsynaptic membrane. The transcript has 5 exons. Gene Ontology annotation, biological process: homophilic cell-cell adhesion; positive regulation of synapse assembly; positive regulation of synaptic transmission. Gene Ontology annotation, molecular function: calcium ion binding. The record is from RefSeq and is a predicted model, not a curated record. Lineage: Eukaryota; Metazoa; Arthropoda; Insecta; Hymenoptera; Formicidae. The coding region runs from base 218 to 3082 and encodes 954 amino acids.
UCCUUUAAAAAGCGAAGUGUACUCCGGAGUGCGCGCGCGAGUGAGACAUUAUCAUCGCCGAGAGAGAGAGAGAGUGAGAGUCAGGAGUGACGAGAGGCGCGUAUAAGGACGCGUAGGAAGUAAGGUGCCUCGUAAGCCACGCCGCGCGCGGCCAGGUAGCCACGAUCCUGUGACGACGAGAACGAGCCCGAGAACGAGGAGGAGCGGAGGAGGAAAUAUGCUGCCGCAGGCGACGACGGGUGUGCUGCUCUGCGGGCUGCUGGCCCUCUACGUGGGGCUCACCUACGCGGCCUUCGAGUCGACACCUUCGAGCUCCUUCGAUCAUGGAGGCGCUCCACGACUGGACCUGGAGAGUCUCGAGAGUGGAUAUCACGGCCUGGUCAAGGAGAAUGAAACUUUGGUCGAGGUCACGCCGCAGAUUCGCGCCCUGGGAACGAAAGUUUGCUCCUUCCGCAUAGCGAACAAACACCACGGCGAGGCACCAUUCGAGAUUGUCCUGAAGGAGAAGGGGAUGGCCGAGCUGCGGGCGUUCCGGGUUCUGAAUUGCGAAAAACGCCGUAAUUACAAGUUCGACAUCGCCGCAGUCGGCUGCAAUGGAGUGCAAUCGGAAAACGCUACGGUUCAUAUUACUGUGGUUGACGUCAACGAGUACGCACCGCAGUUUCUUCAGCCGGCCUACGUUAGCACCGUGGACGAGGGACGCCUCUAUGAAGAGGUGGUCCGCGUCGAGGCGUCCGACCGUGACUGCACGCCGAAAUUUGGUGAUGUCUGCAAGUACGAGAUCCUCACCGCCGAUCAGCCGUUUAUUAUCGACAACGAGGGUGCCAUCCGCAAUACCGAACCUUUGGACUACGAACGCUCGCACAACUACAUACUCAGCGUGGUCGCUUAUGACUGCGGUAUGAAACAAUCGGCGCCGGCGAUGGUGACGGUCAAGGUGAACCGCGUGUGUGCUCCCGGAUGGCGAGGAAUCCCCGAAAGGGUAGAUUACGCUGCCGGCGUCGGUUCACAGCCUCUGCUGCCUUCGGCGCGACUUGACCUUUGUGACGCACCCUGUAUCCUGCGCAACGUGCGUGCCACUCUGACUUUGGCCACAGAUCACAUCGGCAAGGGUUGCGAUCGUGACACCUACGGGGUUCGCAGCCAGCGAAAACUAUGUGGCGCCUCGCGCGACAGCGUGGAUCUACUGCCAACGCCUGGACCCACAACCUCCUGGACGGCCACCCUUUCCAGAGACGAGGGUAGAGAGGCUGAUGAAAUCUUUGAGUUUGACGGCGUGGACUCGGCCGCAAUCGUACCGAACGAUGUACUGGAGCAUAGCCUGGCGCAGAAGUUCACCAUCGGUGUCUGGGUCAAACACCGACCACGCCCGCGACAGGAUCCACAUGUCAAGGAACACAUCUUGUGCGCUGCCGAUGAUCACAAGAUGAAUAGGCACCAUUACGCCCUGUUCAUAAGGAACUGCAGAUUGAUUUUGCUGCUACGACGCGACUUCUCCGAGGGUGAUCCCAACAUCUUUCGUGCUGCCGAAUGGCGUUGGAAGCUUGGUCAGGUAUGCGACGAUAAGUGGCAUCAUUACGCGAUCCAGGUAGACUUUCCACGUGUCAAUCUAUAUGUGGAUGGCGAAGAGUGGCGCGCUGACGAGAAGAAUCCCGAAGUCAUCGAUGACUGGCCUUUACACCCGGCUAAGGGCGUCAAUACCACCCUUGUAGUCGGAGCGUGCUGGCAAGGCUCCGAAAAUAAGACCAAACAUCAUUUCCGUGGUUACCUCGCCGGCUUGUCCGUUCUAGUUGGCCGAAAUGAGAAACCGGAAGUACUCUCGUGCUUGCGGCGUUGUCAGGAAGGCAUUCACGUGCCACCAAUGGACUUGUUGCAACCGGGUACUCAGCUGCUGACCAAUUCCGAUAUGACUGAAGUACGUAUUGAUGGUGACAACCGUACAAAUGUGGAAACCUUACUGCGCCGUAUUGGCUACUCCAACACUCGACGUUUUCCAACGCCCGGCCGCCGUAACUUCCGCCUUGACACAACGAUCGUCUGUGAGGGUAGCGAGAAUACGCCCCUACCGGUACCGACUGUGCAGUCUUACGUCACCGUAUUACCGCCUCCUCGACCAGGCAUCACCGUUAACGGUACCGGUUACGUGGCCCGAGAAUACGCUGAUUUCCGAUUGGGAGUACGUGUGUUCCCCGACGCACGCGUCACCGCCGGAUCGGCCGCCCGAUUGGACGCCUGCGCUGUCAGUGUUUAUCCAAGUCUCAAUCCUGAUCACGAGAGCCUGGGAUUACCUGGUGACGCUCUGCUUGCGUUUCACGAUAUCUCCGCUCGCGUCGAUCGAGAUGGCGUCGUUCUCUCCGGCGCAGAUUCGCCUUACAACUACCAACAACUUAUCCGUCUUAUCAUGUACACGAACCGCAAGCCGGCUUACUAUCUCGAUCGCGUCUUUAAACUUACCUGUUCCGAAUUAAGCGGUCGCUUCGCUAGUAAUGAAUACGUGCAAACGCUGGCUGUGAUUCAUCCUAAGGAAAAGACGACCGUUUUACCGCACACGACGCCCGGAGAACCACCCAUUGCCAGAAUCGUUGAACCGGCACCGGGUCACGCACAGCUCUCACCGCAUCACGCCGAUCUAACUGAGGAAUACGCUACAGCCGCGCUUCGUGAAGGCAGCAGAACCAUCAGUGGCACUGGCAGCAGCCAUGCCGUGACCAUCGUUGCCGCCGCUUGCAUCGGUUUCCUGCUAUUGAUGGCGGUUGUGGGCGCUGCGCGAGUCCGCGGAGCGGCCAAACGACGACGAUCUGCCGGUGACGAGCUCGCCGCAGAGACGGAAAUGGCCUGGGACGACUCGGCUCUCGCCAUCACUGUGAAUCCGAUGGACAGGUUGACGGAACACGAUCAGCAUCAUCAGAGCCAGCGGGACGAAGACGUGGAUGACUCUGCUAGCUCCGAUUCCGAGGAUGGCUCGUUCCGAGAUGAUGACCUUGACAGCUCCGACUGUGAGAACGAUUGCGAUCUCAGCAACGGUCGGCAUCGCCGUCACACCACGCCGCACGAUCUGGAGUGGGAUCAUCGUGAUGUUUAAAUCAUCCUACUAUCUUUACACUGAGCAUUCACACAUCCCCCUUUCUUCGAGUGACACUGAGAGGAGUACUGGCCGCGUGCCACUUUCUGUAAAAUUUCUCCAUUAUAUAUCGUUUCUUCUCACCGUG